AUGAACAACUUGGAUUACAUCAUGUACAAUAAAAAGUUGAAGAAAAAGUGCAUUAAGAGGGCUAAAUUAAAAGAAUGUGACCCCUUAGUUGUUGAACAUAUAUGGUCGAAUGAUGAGUGGAUAGCAUCCCCAAGUGAUGGUGAGGAAGAUGACAUUGGAGGUGGCGGGAAAUUUGGGGAGGAAGAUGGCGAGGUAAUCGGAAGUGCUAGAGGUGGCGGGCUAUUGGAAGACCUAGAGGUGGCGGGACAAUUGGGGAAGGGAGUGGAACUAGGAAAAGGAAAAAUGUUCAAGUGA
Messenger RNA from Lactuca virosa, 294 nucleotides. The record is from the annotation of a GenBank genome assembly. Lineage: Eukaryota; Viridiplantae; Streptophyta; Magnoliopsida; Asterales; Asteraceae.